UCCUUCUGAGAGGAUCGGAACAGAGCGAAAGAUGUUAGUGAACCAACCGAAGGUGCAGGGGUGCUCGGGUGAAGACAUGGAUUCCUUGUUGACUCCGCAUCUCGUGGGAUGCAUGACAAUGGAAAAGAGCUUGUGACCGUCUGAUAGUAACCUUUCACGCCGAUGGUCGGGAGGGAAAGAGACAUCUUGUGGUUAUAUUCUUGUGGUUAUAUUCUUGUAUAUAUUUCCUAGUAUAGAUGCUGCUGCUUCGGUACAGCAACCAUUGGAUACUCCAGUCAUGACCAAGAGAGAGCUUCCCGUUCAGCAGCUUCUCAUCCUGUCGAUAUGUCGAUUUGCCGAACCCAUCUCCCUCACGAGCAUCUUCCCUUACCUCCCCGAAUACAUCGAAUCGUUUGGCAUCCCCAAAGAUGAAGUCGGUCGCUGGACAGGAAUUACUUCGGCUAUCUAUUCCCUCUCACAAUGCGUUACGGCAAUACCAUGGGGAAGGAUAUCCGACCGAAUUGGCCGGAAACCCGUCAUUCUUAUGGGCCUUGUCAAUACGAUGAUCACCUCGUUGCUCUGGGGUUUCUCGGGGUCCCUUCCCAUGGCUCUUGUUGCGCGCGCAUUGGCGGGAGCAGGUAAUGGUAAUGUUGGAAUAUUAAGGACCGUAGUAGCAGAGUUGGUUCCAUACAAGGAACUCCAACCACGUGCGUUCAGUAUCAUGCCUCUCGUCUACAACAUCGGCACGGUCUUCGGCCCCAUGAUAGGAGGCGCGUUGGCAAACCCACUGCACCGCCAAUACGGCGACCCCCCCAGCGACGCCUUCCUCGCCCGGUACCCCUACUCCAUCCCGAACAUCGUCUCCGCCACCCUCUUCCUCAUUGGAAUCGCGACCGGCGUCCUCUUCCUCCACGAAACCCUCGCCAGUCGCCGCAACUCCUACGAUUGGGGUCUCGCGCUCGGCGAGCGGGUCACCCAGUUCUUUAAAGAUCUGUGGCAUCGGUCGCGGGGCGGGGAGACGGAGCCGCUGUUGAAACACGGGACGGGGUUCUCGAGUCGGCAGAGUACGAAUUUGGAGAAUAGAUAUAAUGCGCAGAAUGGGGAGCAUGUGCAGGAGCCAAAUCCGCCGUGGAAGGAGGUGUUAACGACGCAGUCAAUCAUAAAUUUGAUCGCAUAUACGUUGCUUGCGAUGCACUCGAUCGCGUACGAUCAGUUGCUUUCGGUGUUCAUGCAUCAUCCCGUGCAGGAUGUGAACGAUCCCGAGUUUCAACCUCCGUUUAAAUUUGCGGGAGGAUUUGGUAUCAACUCCGACCGCAUCGGCCCCUACUUCACCCUCUACGGCAUCGCCUGCAUGCUCUACCAAUUCCUCAUCUUUCCCCCCGUCGCCCGCCGCUACGGUGUCCUCCGCUGCUUCCGCAUCUGCUCCCUCAUCUUCCCCAUCGUCUACUUCAUCUCCCCUUUCGCCACACUCAUGCCCACCCCUCUCGGGAAGCAGAUCGUCCUCUUCAUCUUCUGGCUCUUCAAAGGCCUCGCCAAUACCUUCGCCUUCCCCUGCUCCACCAUCCUCCUCACCAACUCCGCCACUAGCGUCCUCAUCCUCGGCACCCUCAACGGCAUCGCCACCACCGUCUCCGCCGUCGGCCGCUCCCUCGGCCCCUCCUCCGCCGGCUCUCUGUUCACCUGGGGCGUCGAGAACGGCUACAUCAUCACCCCCUUCUGGUACCUCUCCGCCGUCACCGUCGUCUCUGCCAUCCCGACCUUCUUCCUCAUCGAGGGCGCCGGGUUCGGCGACGACGCUAGCACUACCGAGGACGACGAAGUUGGAUUCGACGCCGACGCCGAUGAAGAGGAGGAAGACCUAGAGCGCUGGCCAGGCUCCUCGUACGACUCCUCAGGAUCCGACGACGAGGAAGCCACCGAGGCGCUUGGGCCGCUGCUGAGCCGCGAGUCGACAAUGUCUGCCGGGGGGUUUUGGCGACAGACGGGGUCGCCGGUGCCGUCGUCGGUGGUGGCGAGCAGCGUGGUAUCAGAGGAGGAGAUUGAUGAGAUGGAGAGCGGGGUGGUGAGUCGACGGGGGUCGUCGUUGCCAGGGAGGAGAGGGGGGCGGACGUUGAGGCGGCGGUCGAGCGUGCCGAUUGGGAUGGGGGUAGGGUUUAGGCGGAUGAGUUCGAAUUUGGGGCAGACGAGGAGUGGAUAUGGGACGGGGUCGAGUUUGGGGGGGUGAUGAUGAUGGGAGGUGGAGGGAGGCUGGAAGAGUAUUGGGUUUACAUUGGGUAGGGCGCAUAUAUCAUUUGUUGCACCUCAGGGAUAGGGUCCUAGUUUUGGACCCCUUGUUUAUCGAUCUCAGGGGCAUGUUCAAUAUGUAGCUCGUGAGGCAUUUUGAGGAGUUUGUAUAUCUUUGGUCUAUAGCAUAUGUAGUCUUGGGCAUGUUUAUCCAUAAUUCCUCAAGAUAUACUAAUCCCCAAUACAAGGAAUUCGACCACUCUUCGAUCGAG
This is a messenger RNA of Eremomyces bilateralis CBS 781.70, 2474 nucleotides long. Its product is annotated as MFS general substrate transporter. NCBI's taxonomy places the organism in Eukaryota, Fungi, Ascomycota, Dothideomycetes, Eremomycetales, Eremomycetaceae. Gene Ontology annotation, biological process: transmembrane transport. Gene Ontology annotation, molecular function: transmembrane transporter activity. Bases 278 to 2203 code for a protein of 641 amino acids. The record is from RefSeq and is a predicted model, not a curated record. The transcript has 5 exons.